Anthonomus grandis grandis is the source of this 721-nucleotide messenger RNA. RefSeq lists its product as uncharacterized. The transcript has 4 exons. The record is from RefSeq and is a predicted model, not a curated record. NCBI's taxonomy places the organism in Eukaryota, Metazoa, Arthropoda, Insecta, Coleoptera, Curculionidae. The coding region runs from base 55 to 675 and encodes 206 amino acids.
GUAGGUUUCCUUUUUACCUAAAAAUAAUCAUUUAGUACAGUAGAAGCAGUCAAGAUGUCUUUUUUCGUUGAAUUUUUUGUGAUUGCAAUUAUAUUGCAUAUGGGUGCCGCAACAGUUAGUCAGUGCUACUACUGUAACACUCAAUAUUGUUCAGAUCCUUACGAUUAUAAGCUGGGAGCUAUCGUUAGAUGUUCUGAUGUUUUUACCAACUAUAAGACGUACUUUAGUAGCAGGAUAGUUUCAGCUGAAAGAAGUAAUGGUUCACGAAUAAGAUUCGAAGAUUCCGAAGAUAUAGAAACCAUCACGCCAAAAACCAGCAAUGAGUUAUCCGAAGAAACCCACGCAAAUAUCCUAGACAUUCAAAGGAAGUUUUGGAACUUUUUUAAUAAAGGCGAGCUAGAUGAAACUACCGAAUUUAUUUGUGCAAAAGCCAAUUACUACAGCACUGAUAGCAAUCAGCUAAAAACCUUUAGGGGAUGCGUGCCAACACAGACCAAAACAAUAUCUACAGCAUGCGAUUUUAUCAAUCAGAGGGUGGCAGGUGGAUCUGCAACGGGAGACACUAGAGUCUACAAUUGUUACACUUGCGAUACUAACUUGUGCAAUGCUAGUAUUAGUUUGAGGGCAUCGAUUUUAGCUGCCGUGAUCGGGGCUAUUGUAAUAGUUGCCUUUUAGGCAUAUCAAUGUUUUAUAACUUAUUUUAAUAGAGAUUUUUACACUA